CUCCCUCACCCUCAUGAACUUUCAGGUGCAAAGUAUUCUCCCAUCCUAGCUAGGGUUAUGAUCUUGAUUAUCCAUUCAAAUCCCCAACUAAAGAUUAUAAUCCUGUGAUCUUCCCAUCCCUGCACUACCCCUCAUAUUAUAUGGAUAGGUCUGUGCCACUGUGACACCCCAAAAAUCCCUCCCUUUGUCCUUCCCCUCUCAAGAGUCAUGCCCCCAUGACUCUUAAAGCUUUGCCCCACACAGGAUGGCAGAAGCUCCACAGUUCAACACCACCUUCCUACGCCCAGCCUUCUUUCUACUGACUGGCAUUCCAGGGCUAGGGAGUGCCCAGGCCUGGCUGACACUAGUCUUUGGGCCCAUGUAUCUGCUGGCCCUGCUGGGCAAUGGGACAAUGCUGGCAGUGGUGCAGGUAGAUUCCACACUGCACCAGCCCAUGUUUCUACUCCUGGCCACACUGGCAGCCACAGACCUGGGCUUGGCCACGUCAGUAGCCCCAGGGUUGCUGGCUGUGCUGUGGCUCGGGCCCCGCCCAAUGCCCUACGCUGCCUGCCUGGUCCAGAUGUUCUUUGUUCAUGCGCUGACUGCCAUGGAAUCUGGUGUGCUGCUGGCCAUGGCCUGUGAUCGUGCUGUGGCAGUCGGGCGUCCACUGCACUACCCUAUCCUGGUCACCAAAGCUCGUGUGGGCUGCGCAGCCCUGGCACUGGCACUGAAAGCUGUGACUAUUGUUGUGCCUUUCCCUGUGCUGGUGGCACGAUUUGAACACUUCAGAGCCAAGACUAUAGACCAUGCCUACUGUGCACACAUGGCGGUGGUGGAGCUGGUGGUGGGUAACACACGGGCCAACAACUUGUAUGGGCUGGCGCUCUCACUGGCAGUGUCAGGUGUGGAUAUUCUGGGCAUCACUGGCUCUUAUGGGCUCAUUGCCCACGCUGUGCUGCGGCUGCCUACCAAGGAGGCCCGCGCUAAGGCCUUUGGUACAUGUAGUUCCCACAUCUGUGUCAUUCUGGCUUUCUACGUGCCUGGUCUCUUCUCCUACCUUACACACCGCUUUGGUCAGCACACUGUCCCCAAGCCCAUGCACAUCCUUCUCUCUAACAUCUAUUUGCUGCUGCCACCUGCCCUCAACCCUCUCAUCUAUGGGGCCCGCACCAAGCAGAUCAGGGACCGGCUCCUGGAAACCUUCACAUUCAGAAAAAGCCAGUUCUAAUGGGCAGUGAAAACAAUGGAGCCUAGCGGUGGAGCUGGAGGACUUUCAGAGAAUCUGGUGUCUGGAGGUAUGGAUUAUGUUAUUGGUCCCAUUAUCAGCAUAUGACUGUCAUAAUCACUCAACAGAUAUUUGCUGUGAAGCCCCUACUAUGUGUACCUCUGGAAUGUGUAGUUUAGUCAAGCCACAUAUCCUGCCUGAGGGGAGGCAGGAGGCAGGGUGCUAUGUGUUACCAUGCAGCGAAAAUAAGAUCAGGAAUU
Molecule: messenger RNA, 1464 nt
Organism: Miniopterus natalensis
Lineage: Eukaryota; Metazoa; Chordata; Mammalia; Chiroptera; Miniopteridae
Gene: OR52W1
Product: olfactory receptor family 52 subfamily W member 1
Biological process (GO): G protein-coupled receptor signaling pathway
Cellular component (GO): plasma membrane
Molecular function (GO): olfactory receptor activity
Source: RefSeq, a predicted model, not a curated record